UCCAAUGGCAAAUUGCACGCAGGAAAACAGGAAAAAGAAAAAGAAAACAAAAGAAGCUGCAAAUCUGAAAACAAAUCUAAGCAAUAAAUCCAAAAACAUUACAUUGUUCUUCACGAGAAACAAAAAAGCUCAUAUCUUUGGUUUAUUUUCUGGUUCUUCAUAUAUAUUUCUUUUAACAUAUGUAAUGCAUGUGUUUGGAAUCUAUAGAGAUGAAUAAAGCUGAGAAGAAUAUGGGAAAGAAUAUUUGAAACUGAGCUAACCCCAAAUAUGGCUGACGAUUUUUGUUUUUUCACCAAGGACUCCUUCAUCAUAAAGCCACCAAAGAAAUCUCCACUGAUGUUGAGACUGGUGGUCUUAAUCUUCGCAAUGGUAUGUGGAGUUUAUAUAUGUUCAAUCGGCUUGAAACAAAUUGGUGUGCGUUCCAGCGGACGGUUAUUAAGUGUUCAUGUGGUUGAAAAGCCAUGUGAGGCAACUGACAUUGAACCUACAGAAAAAUCUUACGUGCACUUCCCCAAGCCAAAGACUUUUAGCCGUGCAGAAUGUGCUUGCAAUCCUGUAAGGUAUUUUGCAAUUUUAUCGACUCAGAGAUCUGGUAGUGGAUGGUUUGAGACAUUGUUAAACAGUCAUAUGAAUAUAAGCUCUAAUGGGGAGAUUUUUUCUGUUAAAGUCCGGAAAAGUAACGUGUCAACAAUUUUGGAUACGCUGGACAAACUUUAUAACCUAGACUUUUUCACAAGCGCUUCCAAGAAUGAAUGUACAGCUGCAGUUGGACUCAAGUGGAUGCUUAAUCAGGGUCUGAUGCAGCAUCAUGAGCAAAUUGUUGAAUAUUUUAGAACUCGAGGAGUUUCUGCUAUCUUUCUCUUCAGAAGAAAUCUUUUGCGCAGAAUGGUUUCAAUGCUGGCAAAUUCCUAUGAUCAGAACGCUAAGCUGUUAAAUGGAACCCACAAGUCUCAUGUGCAUUCUCCCAAAGAGGCUGAGAUACUUGCAAGUUACAAACCUACGAUAAACACAACUUUGCUGAUCCCCAAUCUGAAGCAAGUAGACGACAUGGCUACAAAAGCCGUGGAAUACUUCAAUAGCACUCGACAUAUUAUCUUGUACUACGAAGACAUAAUAAAAAAUCAAACAAUACUGUACGAUGUUCAAGAUUUCCUAAAAGUUCCUAGAAGGGACCUUCACAGCCGUCAAGUGAAGAUACACAAGGGUCCCUUGUCUUCACAAGUCGAAAAUUGGGUUGAUGUUGAAAAGACACUCAAGGGAACGCCUUACGAAAGCUUCCUACAUGCAGAUUACAAAAUAUAGAUUUGCAGUCAUCGUGUACAGAUGUAGCUUGUGUUUGUUCAACUCAAUUCUUUCAUUAUUUACUGUUAGGAGAAGCUCUACUACACGUGAUCUUAGCCAAAAGGCCGAGAAAGGUAUACUUGUUAGCAGAAGUUAACAGGGGAGCUUCUAGUUAAGAUUUUGGUAGCAGCAGAUUGUCUUCUAGUUCUGCCAUACCAGGUAAUGGGUGUUGUCUUUGUUAAGUAGAAAUUUCUUUGCUUUUUUUUAAAAAAAAUUUAGUUAAGAACUUGUAAGCGAUACGAUUAAAGAAUUUUGUAAUUUUUGUUAUCAAUUGUUUAUUUGCUUUCUCCUUCAAGAAAGGCAGGAGUACUGAA
This is a messenger RNA of Nicotiana attenuata, 1655 nucleotides long. RefSeq lists its product as uncharacterized. The record is from RefSeq and is a predicted model, not a curated record. The coding region runs from base 268 to 1302 and encodes 344 amino acids. Lineage: Eukaryota; Viridiplantae; Streptophyta; Magnoliopsida; Solanales; Solanaceae. The transcript is spliced from 6 exons.